UCCGAAAUUUGAAAACGCCCUUUAGCUCGGUAGCUCUUAGCGUACGUGACACACGGGUUUGGCAGAAAGUAAAACUCUUUUAUUUUAUCCCUAAUACAAUGGACCCGUUCAACGAAAAAGAUAUCAAAAUGUACUUUUAUGAGAACCGACUGAAAACUUUCGAGGGCUGGCCGUUCGACGAGGACUGCAUGUGCACCCCGGAGAACAUGGCCAAAGCUGGAUUCAUCCACACACCGUCAGAGAACAGCCCUGAUAUUGCCAUGUGUUUCUUCUGUCGCAAAGAGCUGGAGGGCUGGGAGCCGGAGGAUGAUCCGGAACAGGAGCACAAAUCUCAUUCCCCCUCCUGCCACUUCAUCAGCCUGAAGAAGAAAGUAGAAGAGCUGACUGUGGAAGAAUUCUUCAAACUACAGAAGGAGAGACACAAGUUUAUCAGUAACAAGUCUUGUAACGAGGCCAUCACCAAGUUUGAAGAGGCAGCCAAGCUGAGAAGAGCAGACAUCAUCAAGACUGCCAUGGGAGAAGAGUGACACUAGAAUAGAUGCAGAUGAGAUGUGAGAUGUGCAGCGUGAGAGAGAAUAAUUGUAGAUGGUGUCUGACUGGUUCCUCUCUGAACUCAUUUUAUGUUUCCUUCCUGUCGUCUUUGUAAUUCUGUAUAUUUGUUAUCUUUCUGCUUUCAUAUCAUCUGUUUUUACUCAUUAAACUUUAUCUUUUUCUGCCCUA
Messenger RNA from Stegastes partitus (bicolor damselfish), 720 nucleotides. RefSeq names its product baculoviral IAP repeat containing 5a (gene birc5a). The transcript is spliced from 4 exons. The coding region runs from base 99 to 527 and encodes 142 amino acids. The record is from RefSeq and is a predicted model, not a curated record. Lineage: Eukaryota; Metazoa; Chordata; Actinopteri; Pomacentridae.